Molecule: messenger RNA, 1612 nt
Organism: Theileria parva strain Muguga
Lineage: Eukaryota; Apicomplexa; Aconoidasida; Piroplasmida; Theileriidae
Product: Protein phosphatase 2C family protein
Exons: 6
Coding region: 390-1388 (332 amino acids)
Biological process (GO): protein dephosphorylation
Molecular function (GO): protein serine/threonine phosphatase activity
Source: RefSeq, a predicted model, not a curated record
AUAAUUUUGUUAAUUCUCUCUGUAAAUAAUUUUGUUAAUUUUCUGUUGUAAGUAAUUUUGUCAAUUUUCUGUUGUAAAUUAUACACUUCGCCAAAUUCCACAGUAUUCCUCAAUAUUAACCCAAAUUUACCAAAUUCUGUAAAAUAUUUUUGUUCCCCAAAUUUUCUCUAAAUUAAUCAAACUUCUCUAAAUUAAUCCAAUUUCUGUAAAUUAAUCCAAUUUCUCUAAAUUAAUUUAAUUUCUGUAGAAUAAUUUAAUUUCUGUAGAAUAAUUUAAUUUCUGUAGAAUAAUUUAAUUUCUGUAGAAUAAUUUAAUUUCUGUAGGAUAAUUAAAUUUCUGUGGAAUAAUUAAAUUGUGAUAAUUUGUUGGUUUAAUUUUCUUGUAAGAUAAUGUCGUUUUCAUCGAAUUCGAGCUCGCAGACUUCAAUAAUUGAGCCUAUAAUUCAACUCAUUAAUCCCAUCGAUUUCGAAGAUUUCGGAUUCUUCGCAGUCUCAGCACAUACCGACAUCGGAAAUCGUAAGAGUCAGGAGGACCGUUUUUUGAUAGUUCCGAAUCUCGGAAAUGAUAGGCAUAAGAUCUCAUUUUUCGGUGUGUUUGAUGGUACUGUGGGUCACUUCUCCUCUGACACUAUUCAGAGGAUUAUUAUCAGACACCUGACUGAGUCUCCAGCCUGGGAUAAUCUCAUGGCUGCGCUGGACACUGGCGGGGAUAUCCCCGCCAGAGCCUCAGAAGCCGUUUUCAACAUGUACAAAAGCGCCGACGAGGAGUUACUCGCACUCUGCUCCAAACACCUACAAGACUACGCAUCAACCACAAGCGUUACCGUUCUCAUUAUCAACAACUACAUCGUCAUUGCACAUCUCGGAGACAGUAGAGUUGCGGCAUGUUAUGAGUCUGGGGAAAGAUUAACAUCGAAAUUCCUGACCAUUGAUCAUAAACCAAAUAACCCCGAAGAGAAAAUGAGAAUCAUCGCUUCGGGAGGUUCGGUUGAGUUUUUGUGUAGUCAUUCGAAUAAUCCGUUUUUGAGGGGCGGUGACUUCACCAUGAGAAAAGCCCGCGGGGAUCAACCCAUGCAACUACAAUACUCCAGAGCCUUCGGCGGUAAGGACUUGAAGAGGUACGGUUUGAGUAGUACCCCGGACAUAACAGUUUUUGAGAGAAACGACACUCACAAGUGUUUAUUACUGGCUUCCGACGGACUCUGGGAUAUCAUGUCAUCCGAAGAAGCAUUCAAAACUCUUCUCAAAGCUCAUUUUCACCAUCAGAACCCAACGAGGGUAUUGAUUGAAAAGGCCUUGUCGAAGCAGAGAUCAAGGUCUAAAAACGCAGAUAACAUCACAGCAGUCGCAGUCUUCCUCAACCUCAACAACAUCUCACACCAACUCUAAUCACACUUCAUUACACUGUCUAACGCAUUACACUGUCUAACACAUUACACUGUCUAACACAUUACACUUCAUUACACUGUCCAACGUUACGCAAUCACAUUACGCAGUAUAACACAGUUUCUAUGUAGUAUUCCGGUGAAAAACCUGAAAGUAACAUUCCAGCUGAAAAAAUUGUAAUAUUAUUCUCUUCCACUAAAUUUACAUUAAUUUAUUAUUUACAUCAA